This is a messenger RNA of Cercopithifilaria johnstoni, 1149 nucleotides long. NCBI's taxonomy places the organism in Eukaryota, Metazoa, Nematoda, Chromadorea, Rhabditida, Onchocercidae. The record is from the annotation of a GenBank genome assembly.
AUGACACGUAAGCGCAGAAAUAAUAGCUCAAAUGAUUCGGAGAAGUCUCAUUCUUCAGAAACUCGUCGAUCUUCUUCACCCGCAAAUUCUCAUAAUCAUUCUUCACGCUCUCAUCCAGCACAUUCCUCCGGUGGCUUUGCAACUUACUGCAAAGAUUCUGAUAAUCGCAGGCAUGGGGAAAACCAAAAAAAUUACUCUCGCCAUCACAAAGUACACCGUGUGAAAGAUUCAACGAUUAGUGAUGAAAAACAUAAUCGACAUGCGCAGAACGGCAAAGAAAAAAAAGAAGGAAGGAAAGAUGUUAUGGACUGGAGAUAUCGUAAAUCCAGAGAUGAUAAUGACGUCGCAGGAAGAAUUAUCAGUGAUAAAAUGUCAAAAAAAGAAAAGGAAAGGAUACAAAGUCUUACGAAAGAGAGAAUAGAGGAAAAUCGAGGUUCAUUCAGCAAGCAUGAAUUGCGGAAAAGGAUGAAAAAAGAGUUCGACAAGGAAACCGAUGGGAAGUUAUCAGUUAAUAAUACAAAGGAAGAAAGACUCAAAAAUACAAUCAGGGACCGUUCACAAAUACUUUUCAGUAGUCAGUUUGGUGAAUACCCUCACGGUAAUCACAAUAGCAAAGAAGAAUCAAAGAUCGAAAAAGAGAAGCCGAAUUUUGAACCGAGCGGAAAAUUGGCUGAAGAUACGAAUACGUACAGAGGUGUUGUUAUCAAAUACAAUGAACCAUCUGACGCCCAUGUACCAAAAUUACGUUGGCGUCUUUAUCCUUUUAAGGGCGAUGAAGCAUUACCAGUGUUAUAUAUUCAUCGACAAUCAGCGUAUUUAAUCGGACGUGAUCGUAAAAUCGCUGAUCUCCCAGUAGAUCAUCCUAGUUGUUCGAAACAGCAUGCUGUCUUUCAGUAUCGUCUCACACCGAAGGAUUUGCCUGAUGGAACAACUGUAAAGCGCAUAAGACCUUACAUAAUAGAUCUCGGUUCAGCGAAUGGCACAUAUCUAAAUAAUGAACGUAUCGAGUCACAACGAUUCGUAGAGUUGCGGGAGAAGGAUGUGUUGAAAUUUGGAUUCAGCACACGCGAAUUUGUACUACUUAAUGAAAAGUCACGUGAUGGGGAAGAUGUGGAAACGGUGAAGAAAGAAAAACUAUCACCUUCCUGA